This is a messenger RNA of Polypterus senegalus (gray bichir), 2999 nucleotides long. RefSeq names its product L3MBTL histone methyl-lysine binding protein 1b (gene l3mbtl1b). The record is from RefSeq and is a predicted model, not a curated record. Gene Ontology annotation, cellular component: nucleus. Lineage: Eukaryota; Metazoa; Chordata; Cladistia; Polypteriformes; Polypteridae. Gene Ontology annotation, molecular function: protein binding; zinc ion binding. The transcript has 22 exons. The coding region runs from base 339 to 2759 and encodes 806 amino acids. Gene Ontology annotation, biological process: regulation of DNA-templated transcription.
GAUGUUUUAGGUGAUGACGACUAACUCUGUUCUACUGCGGAUAUGCAUUCCGUCACAAAGAACGAAGCUGUGCACUAAGCAAAAUGGGCAGUUUAUCGGUCGCGGCUUUGUAGAUGGUGAUUAUUUCGAACACUUGCGAUACAGAUAAACGAACGAGAGGAAGACUCCGAGACGCACACCUUCCACGAGCAGCUCUGCUAAAGUUUGUCCAGAAGUUGGCAGAAGAGCGUAUCUCUGGCGCAUGCGCGUUGUGCCCAACAUCCAGCACCAAAUAGAGUUACAGAAAGGAGGCAGGUAGAAAUACUGCCCAGGGUCCUCCUCCCUCUACCCUUGCACAGAUGGAAGAAAAAACGCAGGCGGAUGCCCCAGCUUCUGGGGCAGACUUUGAUAUGAUGAAAGCUUUUGACUGGAAGGAUGGAAUUGCAACGCUUCCUGGUAGCAACAUACGGUUCCGUGUCAAUGAAUUUGGAACAUUAGAGAUUAUUACAGACACAGAAAUGGAUGCUUUGCAGUCCAUUGCCAGCACCAGUAACCUCUCUGACCAGUCCCUUGCCAACACGUUGACCAUGUGCACAUCAGAGAAAGACACAAAAAAUGCCAAACCAUCUGAAGAAUCAGUUCUUCCAUCCCCAGUCUUGAUCAACCUUGAGGAGGCUCCAAGUGUUGAAGUGGUCUCCUGCCAAAUGUGUGGGGUCUCUGGCAGCAUUGAGAAUUUCAUCAAAGGCAAAUUUUGCAGCAAGGGCUGCAUACAUGCACAAAAUAGCAAUUCCAAAAGCAGCCCCGCUGAACAGAAAGAUUUAGCAAAUGCAGUUAAACACUGUGAUGACAAUGACCGCCCUCUGAAACGAAUUAGAAAGAAAAGGAAACUGUUCAUGGAUUCAGAUGAUGAUGAAGAAGAAAAUCCUGAGGAAGAGGAGGAAAAAUCAAGAAGUGGCAAAGGACGGAGAGGUGCCAAACCAAACAAACAAGUAGCAGUUGCUCCAGCCAAAAAGAAAGUUUGGAGCUGGCCAGCAUAUCUGGAAGAGGAAAAGAUGGUGGCUGCUCCUGUAAAGCUUUUCAAAGAGCAUCAGUCAUUUCCUCAGAGUCGCAAUGGAUUUAAAGUGGGCAUGAAACUGGAAGGGAUUGACCCGUGCCACCCGUCAUUGUUUUGUGUGUUAACAGUUGCAGAGGUCCAGGGAUACCGGAUCAGACUACAUUUUGAUGGCUAUCCUGAAUGUUAUGACUUUUGGGUAAAUGCUGAUUCUUGGGAUUUGAAGCCUCCUGGUUGGUGUGAAAAGAUGGGACAGAAGCUUCUCCUUCCUAAAAGCUGUAAAGAAGGAGAAUUCAGCUGGAGUACAUACGUUAAAAACUGCAGAGGCCAGAUGGCACCUAAAAGCCUUUUCAAAAGCUUAAAUUCUUCAGUAACACCAUCAGGGUUCCGGCCUGGAAUGAAAUUAGAAGCUGUGGACAAAAAGAAUCCAUCUCUCAUUUGUGUUGCUACUAUUUCAGCCGUUGUUGAUAACCGGCUUCUGAUCCAUUUUGACAACUGGGAGGAUACCUAUGACUACUGGUGUGAUGCCAGUAGCCCUUACAUUCACCCAGUAGGAUUCUGCCAAGAUAAUAACCUGACAUUAAUGGCACCACCAGAGUACAGAGAUCCAAAAAAUUUCUCUUGGGAGAAAUAUCUUGAAGAAACUAGCAGUCAGCCAGCUCCAGCCAGAGCCUUUAAGGUGAGACCACACCAUGGUUUUCAAGUGAACAUGAAGCUAGAAGCAGUGGAUAAGAGAAAUCCAGUUUUGAUCAGAGUGGCUUCAAUUGAGGACACGGAUGACCACCGUUUAAAGAUCCACUUUGACGGCUGGAGCCAAGAGUAUGACUACUGGGUAGAUGCUGAUUCUCCAGAUAUUCAUCCAGUUGGCUGGUGUACCAAAACUGGACACCCACUGCAAACUCCCCACGGACCGUCUGAUGUUCCCAGUCUUCCUGGGCAAGGAUGUCCCACACCAGGAUGCCAUGGAAUUGGACAUAUAAAAGGCCCUCGCUAUGGCACACACUACACCCUAGUAAGCUGCCCAUAUUCUGAGAUGAACUUGAACAAAGAAGGCCUCCUGCAGGACCGCUUGAGUGGGGAGAAGCCCUGUGUGUUGUCAGGAUCUCAGAAAACGAAGAAAACUGAUGGACCAGCAGCAGUCCCUGCUAUACAGGAACUGGUUGAUGGAUCACCUCACUCCAGAAAUUCCUGGAGCAUUGACAGUGAAAGGUCGGGUCGCAGUAGCGUACAAAGUCUUGGGGAGAGCAUUGAAGAAAGACUUGAGGGUUCUUGUGAGUCUACAGAAAAUGGCGUAAACGUCAAAAGGUCCGGCCACCCCCCCUUGUGCUUGAAGACGCAAGUAGUGAAACAGGAACUGGGAGAUGGAAGAGGGUCUGUGUUCAGCCUGCCGCAGGCACUCCACGAAUCCUCCUACAUGCCUCCCUUUUCGUCCAAUCCCAGUCAUCGUAUCCAGAUGUGCUGGGAACAGCACUGCAAGCUCCUACCAGAGGUUUUGGGACUGACAGCCAAGCGGGUUGCUAAGUGGAGCAUUGAAGAGGUGGCAUGCUUUGUGGAGGGCUUACCUGGAUGUAAAGAACAUGCAUCCAUCUUCCGAAAUGAGCAGAUUGAUGGAGAAGCAUUCCUUCUACUCACCCAGGCCGACAUUGUGAAAAUUCUAAGUGUGAAACUGGGGCCUGCACUCAAAAUCUACAAUGCCAUUCUCAUGUUCAAGAAUGCUGAUGAGGAAUGAUGAACAUUAGCCUGCCAAAGGAAUGGUCCAACUUCAAAGAUUGAAAGGAUCCAAUGCUGCAUCGUGGUCAGUAGGAGAGAGAACCUGAACAAAAUGACUGUUGUUGGGGAGAAAGGGAGGUUUUGAGUACAUCUGUGGAAGUGCAAGAGCAAGUCAAAUGGUCCUUGGUUGUAGAAAUUUUUGCGUCCAUGUACAGUUUGUAGAAAUAAAAAUUAUAUGAAAAACUUUUUUUAAACUCCA